Messenger RNA from Acanthopagrus latus (yellowfin seabream), 10100 nucleotides. It is a transcript of the gene stx1b, whose product is annotated as syntaxin 1B. The record is from RefSeq and is a predicted model, not a curated record. NCBI's taxonomy places the organism in Eukaryota, Metazoa, Chordata, Actinopteri, Spariformes, Sparidae. The transcript has 10 exons. Gene Ontology annotation, cellular component: plasma membrane; endomembrane system; SNARE complex. The coding region runs from base 435 to 1301 and encodes 288 amino acids. Gene Ontology annotation, molecular function: SNARE binding; SNAP receptor activity. Gene Ontology annotation, biological process: vesicle fusion; exocytic insertion of neurotransmitter receptor to postsynaptic membrane; intracellular protein transport.
CUCCUGGUCGCCGUUCUGCCGGGCUGCUGCUGCUUUGCGCGCUGCGGGGCCACACUGCGACCGCACCGAGGAGGAAGAGGAGGAAGCCGCGGACUGAAAGGGGGGCCAGCCUGAGCCAGAGCGGCGGAGAGGCACGAUCUAAACCAGCUGCAGCAGCAGGAGGAGGGCUCGAACGCGCCGUCAGCGCUCGGAUAAAAAAUCCCGGAGCAGAAGCAGCAGCAGCAGCAGAAGGCGGAGACGCGUCACACCGCGCUCUUCCUCCCUCCAUCACCGUGUCCGCUGCUCAGGGGAAGUGAAGAGGAGCUGAGCACGAAGAGGAAGAGCUCUCGUUGGGGGAUCUCGGAGCGCAGAACGACGAACGGCGCGGUGUGUGAAGCCUCCCCCCCUCCCCUCCCGGACCAGGGCCGAUAUACGUCUUCUAGCAGCGCGACACGAUGAAGGACCGCACGGCGGAACUGCGAAGCGCUAAGGACAGCGAUGACGAUGAGGAGGUGGUGCAGGUCGACAGGGACCACUUCAUGGACGAGUUCUUCGAGCAGGUUGAAGAGAUCAGAGGCUGUAUAGAAAAGCUGUCGGAGGAUGUGGAGCAGGUCAAGAAGCAGCACAGCGCCAUCCUGGCCGCACCCAACCCUGACGAAAAGACCAAGCAGGAGUUGGAGGACCUCACAGCUGACAUCAAGAAGACAGCCAAUAAAGUUCGCUCAAAAUUAAAAGCAAUCGAGCAGAGCAUCGAGCAGGAGGAGGGUCUCAACAGAUCAUCAGCGGACCUCAGGAUCCGCAAGACACAGCACUCAACGCUGUCACGUAAGUUUGUGGAGGUGAUGACUGAGUACAACACCACGCAGUCCAAGUACCGCGACCGCUGCAAGGACCGCAUCCAGAGACAGCUGGAGAUCACUGGGAGAACCACCACUAAUGAAGAACUAGAGGACAUGUUGGAGAGCGGCAAGCUGGCCGUCUUCACCGAUGAUAUCAAAAUGGACUCUCAGAUGACCAAGCAGGCUCUGAACGAGAUCGAGACCCGACACACCGAGAUCAUCAAGCUGGAAAACAGCAUCCGCGAGCUGCACGACAUGUUCGUGGACAUGGCCAUGCUGGUGGAGAGCCAGGGAGAGAUGAUUGACAGAAUUGAGUACAACGUGGAGCACUCCGUCGACUACGUGGAGCGAGCCGUGUCCGACACCAAGAAGGCCGUCAAAUACCAGAGCCAGGCCCGCAAGAAGAAGAUCAUGAUCAUCAUCUGCUGCGUCAUCCUGGGCGUGGUCCUGGCGUCGACCAUCGGCGGCACGCUGGGCUUCUAAGACGCUCCGCCAUCUGCCGCUGUGAUGACCGACACCGACCGACCGUCUGACCGCCAGCAGAGAAAAGAAACACCAACGACGACAACAACACAAAAACUUGAAUCACAAAUGCAAGACAGAUAACCAAUCAGCUAGGAGAGAUAACAAUCCAAUCACAGAUAGAGGAAACACGCGGGGGUGGGUCCAAAACACAAAGACAAAAAAAACACACAAUAAAAAUGCCAUCACAUAAAUAAUAGCUGACAAAUACAACGUAUACAAAAAGAGGGUACAGAUAAACCUAUUUAUUACAGAUGUACAUGUAAAUGUAUGAACAUAUGAAGCAACACAUGUUAGAACAUGUAAAAAAUGAUAAUAUGACAUUUACUUGUUUGUUUGUUUGUUUUGCUUUUUUUUUCUUAUUUUUUAACGGUUUCUUUCGUUUUCGGAGUCUCCGGACGGUGACGGUGCCGCCACUGGCCCGAGUUCUGCAGGACCAACGUUCCGCCUCCAAACUUUAUUAAGUUCCUGAAAUGUAUUUCUUAGUCCAGAUUCUGGAAGCUUCCAGAACUCUGCGCCCCAAAAUGUUCCGUUCCUGAACGCAGCACGGACAGAAGGAGCGCGAGCUUCUGGAACGCCAGAUCGUUGUGGAACGUCGUCCUGCAGGACGAGCGCCCGCCGGCUCUGGUAGAACCAACCUUGUCCCCGUGUUUCUGGGAGGGAGGGACCGACCUCGCUGUUGGCUCGCCACCUCUUUAGACCACCUCUCAUUGGUUGCUCACUCCUGUCAUUCACCUCAGUCAGCCUAUUAAAUUGGCCUCGACGGGCAAAGGCCGACCUGCCACCAUUAAAGAGCGGGCGGGACGGAGCGUGACACGCCCGCCCGCUGAGCUGCCAGCCGAUUGGUUGGUGGAGCGCCGUGUGGGGGGAGGGGGGCGUCAAUACGCCGUGGCAGGUGUCCACAACAACAGCCUCCCCUUCUGUCACACCUAUCUGACCAAAGAGCAGGGGGAGGGGCCUCCGGUUUUCUUGCUGAAUUCGAUUGGCCAGCUGCAGAAAACGUGAUGUUUGACUGACAGGUGAACGGUGGGGGGGUAGGAGGAAGGUUUAAAGGAGGGUGGGAGGAGUCGGAGGGUCAAUCUAUGCAGUUUAGAUGAGAGGAAGAAGACUCGUCCCGCCUCCUCCGCCCGAGAUAGCCAAUGAGGAUCGGGGUUCAGCGCACUGAAAGGCUCGUCGCGGCGUCCGCCGGGCGUCGUCUCCGAGCCGUCACAACUGUUCUUCCGGAAGAUUCUAAAAAAUGAAGAGAACACUUUAAAAAGUAAAGAAGAAAAAUGAACUAAAACAGGACAAUAAAUAAAACUAACAAACAAGCUCGACGACAAACGAGUCGGACAGAAGACGUAGAAGCCGAAGCUGCUGGCGUCGCCCUGGUUACCUGAGUGUCGUGGUUAUAUCGUUGCUUUCUGUUUCUUAAUGGGGAACGUUUGUUGCUUCGUUGUUCCGUGGUGCUGCUGUUUUAGUGCGUGCGUGCGUGACGUGUCCCGUGACGUAUCGGCCUGACAUCAUUUAGCGGUUACUGUUAGCCUGUAUGGUUUGAUGCAUCGUUUCCUCCCUGCGUCCCUCCAUCUCCUGCCUGAGUGUGUUUUGGGAUCGUGAUGUUUCAUUCACACCAUUUAAAUGCCUGAGUUGCACAGGUGCUACUGAACAGGUGAGGCUUUUCCUAUUGGUGGAUUUCCUCUGUGGAAGGUGGAACAUGUGACACACACACACAUUUACAUACAUUUACAGAAGAGCACGUGCAUGAACACCUCAUACACACCCUCACCGGACAGUCCACCUCUACAUACACUUCAACUUUCCCUGUGUUACGUCUCCGUGCUCGUGUUAGCCGGGUCGCUCUGCAUGCUGUAGCGUUAGCUUGUGUGACGUGUAGGUCGUGUAGAAGCUGCUUGUUGGAGCUUGUACAAGUUUUCUGCUCUUUUCUAUUGUCAGAGACGCUUCCUGUGUGUCGGAGCAGUGUGGAGGACGGACAUGUUGGAACAUCUGACCACGAGGUUCCUCAUUAGCUUUUUUCUAGCAUGUAAAGUAUCGAGUGUUUUACAAACAUGGAGCAGAACACAGAAUGUAAAUCUUUUUAAAAUGUUCACAGUCUUUAUCAGGUCGCGUUAGCAGUCGCUGUGUUUCUGCACAAAGAGUUCACUCGGCUCUCAUCAACACAAAUGACAGAAAGUAAAGCUAAUCUGAAACAGUAGAAAAUGUAACUCGUUAUCACAGUAAUCAGAGCACUGAGUGAACCUCGACACUGCUCCAGGCGGGUCAACGUGUGCGUCACAGUUCAGGACUUCGUAUGUUGUACAAGCAUGUUCUGUUUGGUUCCCGUUAACGUGGUGUGUGUGUGUUGAGAAGUCGAACGUGUGUGUUGACCCGACCCGGACACGCGGUUGCGUCCAACAGUCUUGUGACUCUGGCUUCAGAUUGGUUUAAGGAGGACGGGUCGUCUGCGUUCAGGCGCUGUGAUACGGAGGCUCGUCUCCUCUGUUGAGGCCGGCGCUGGACGGACCUGAGCCGUUACAUCACAAUCACUGUCAGGGGAACAACAACCACAAAGACUACCUUAAACUCCACGAAGUCCGUCUACACUUUACUCGAUGUCGAAGCAAUAAAGUCCGUUUGUUAUAGUUAAGUUUCAUUUGACAUGUUAGCUGCUAGCUUGCUGUGUCUAGACUCUACUGACAGACUGUGGAGCUGCCGACGUGAAACUGUUCUGGAUCAGAGAAGAUCUGGUUCUUUAAUAAAGAUCCAGUUUGCAGCUCUAUGGCUCUGAAAGACUCUGACGAGAAGCUAACGUGACGUUAGCAAACAAUCAAAGCCGUCACGGUGGCUGCUGGUCACAGAUACUCGCAGACACGAUGACGUAGUUGUUGCUUUGUUGAACUUGUGUGUUUUCUUGGGAGUCAUAGUUGUUAGCGCUGUUAGUCGUAGAUGUCGUGAUGCUGUGUAGUCGCUAGAUUAAAUAAAGGGCGAGGAUUCAGAGCCUCAGGUUUGGAGAAGAGCGGAGGAGGGAGUUUUUAUUUUGUUCUUUGACUUCCCAAAACCAAAACUUAACUUCUGUGUUCACCAAAGCUUAGCAAACACCCCGACCUGUCCCAGCAGCAAGAUCCAGUAGAUGUUUGUUGAAACUGAUCGUCAGUAGAUUUAGGAUGAUUUAGCACUUUUCUCUGCUGUUGUGUUGUCACGGCUACGUUCUGUCUCUGAGUGGUUUUAGAUGGUAGAACUCUGAAUCUGCUACCCGAUCGAUGUCACGUUUGCCCGUUAAUCAAAUGCUUGACUACGUUUCCCAGGUGUCUUUGGACUUCUUUAGAGCUCUGCUUCAUUUUGGAAAUCCAGGAAACUAAAUCGACUAGCCUGUUGGCUGUUUACAAAGUCAGUACAUUUAACCUUCACCAAUCACAGCGCCCCAUUCAUCAGACAUUACAUCACAAAGUCAGCCGCACAGUUUCAAUUCAGCUCCAUGUUCUCGAUGGUCGAUGGUUGUCAAGGUGACGUCACGGUUGUUGCAGCAGUCUUGCGAUGAUUCGGCGGUGAAGAUAAAUCAGCGAUGCGAGGAAGCCGUCGUAGCACCAGCCAGCUUGUUGACACUGAUGUUUCUUUACCAUAUCUUUGUUCGUUUUCUGUAAAGUUCCCGUUCCUGUCGGGUAGCCAUGAUUCCUGCGCUGCCGCCAUCCUCCCGCGACAGAAAACACGGACAAACAUCACCAAACCACAAACGCAUUAAAGUCAGUGAGGUGAAGGUUUGUCCGGGUGUUCGGUCCUCCGUCCUCUCGUCUUCCCUCUUUGUGUUGUAGUUGUUUGGUUGUACAAAAAGACGGCGUUGAGGUCCGGGAGCCUGACCCGCCCGUCCCGUCGUGUGUAAUAAUAAUGAUAAUAAUAAUAAUAAUAAUAAAAAAGGCAUGCAAAAGCGUUGUGGAGUUUGCAUGAUGGUGUUUUUUGUACCCCAACCCCGACCUGCCCCCCAUGUCGUGCACUUUACUGUUCACUGGACCGAUCUCUGGUUAGCACGUUAGCACGUUAGCUAACUGGACUCAUUCCUUCUCGAUCUGUAGUCUUUUAAAAAUGAGCACAUGUUGGCGCUUUCUUUGACAUUUGGAGCAGGUUGAUAUUUACAUUUUUAAACAUGGUCGCCCUCAGCAUCCUGCUUCCCUCCAUGACAUUGACCUCCACGCCUCCCGCUAGGUCGCCCGCCGCUCUUACCAGCGGAUAUGUGUUUGUUUGCGUUCCUGUUUUGUUGUCGUGGAGGAAACCUUCGUCCAGCGGCCCGUGUGUGUGAGCAUGCCUCCCUUCCUCCUCAGUGAAACAAGUGUGGUGCAUUAACGCGUGAGUGUGUGUGUUUGUGUCGGAGCAGCACGAGUUUGUUUUGAUGUGCGAAGCGCCGAUCGCAGGUCCACGGGUCGAUCGCAGGUCCACGGGUCGAUCGCAGGUCCACGGGUCGAUCGCAGGUCCACGGGUCGAUCGCAGGUCCACAGGUUGCAGCCGUUUGAUUAAUUCCACUUUGUUGUUUUUGGAAAUUGUGACCGAUGUGAAGAGAAAAGAGAUCAGACACAGUUCUGACACCAUGAUCACUGUUAUUAUUCUAUUUAUUGAAAUUCAAACCAAAGUGUUUUUUGCCCUCCCCUCAUGUGUUCUCAAAAUGUUCGCCGCUAAUAUCAAAGAGCACAACGCGAGUCAAGUUUACACUGAGAUGUUCGUCACAAAUGAUUAAAGAAAUCCAUCCAAUGCUACUGUCACUAUAGAAACAAAAGCCCAGCCCCCUGCCCACCACCAGCCCUCACUGCAUGUUGGUCUGUCCGCCAAUCAAACCGCUACGAUAGUUAUCUCACGCCACAACAACGAUGUCUGCCUCCACAGUCGCUCCUUUCCUUCUCACCUGUAGAUGUUAGAUUGUGGUCUGAUUAGUGGAAAUAUGACACAUAAUCAUCUGUGAAAAAGUUAGCAGACGUUCACUUCUCCUCCACUUGAGGUGUAAACGGAGACAACGGUGGUGCUUUCUUCUUCUCUUUGUUGAUUAAUUGCUGUUUUUCUUGUUACUUUGAUGGGGGUUUUUUGUACAGCUUGUUUAUGAGUCUGACUUCACACCACAGGAUCAGCGCUCCUCUGCAGGGCAGGGUUAGAGUUUGGCUAGCUAGCUUAGCGCACAUGGCUAACAGUCGACAGAAGCCACAUCUCCUCUCCAAAGUCUGACAUUACAAAUGGAAAUUAAAAAUUACAAAUUAACGGGGAAUAGUCAGUCAGGUAAACUACAAUGAAGCAGUGCCAGCUAACAAGGCUUUGCCUCAUUGUGAUCAUCAUGACUGACCGCACAUUUAGCAAUGAAACGUAAACAUGUGGAGAGUGUUUGGAAAGGUUAGCUAGCUAUCAAGACUGUACCUUUAAAUUCUCUAAACUGAAGACCUUGUCUCCUGUAAGCUAAUGCUAGUUAGCUAACAUUAGCCACGUGGGAUAAAGAGGUCGUUUAUUCUUCACUUCAUUAUUCUGACUCGUUCUCAUGCUAAUCUUUUAUGUUAUUUGCACUAAACCAAUCAGUAUAAAAGUACAUAUCUGUCCCAGCGGCUAGCUUAGCAUUGGACUGUAAAUGAUCUUAUGACGAGCAGUUCCAGCUCCCACAAACCUGCAGCGAGCCUGUUCCUGUGUGCGAGGACGACUGCAGCCUUGUCAACUGAAGUCACAUAUACGGAAGAAUAUAUAUAAAUCUUACACCAACAUACUGCGUUUCUAUAACUGUAUGUACGUGGCUGCGUAGCCAUUUCUGCUUCUGUCAGCUGUGUACAGUUUUUGUCAGAGCGGGGCGCAAAAAGCAGAAAAAAAUCAUCUGGAGAGAGUUUGUGUGCGACACCAAGACUCCAAAGAUUGACUUACCGUUAGCUGUUAGCUGUUAGCUGUUAGCUGUUAGCUGUUAGCGUGAGUGUGGAAGUAACAUGGCGUCUUGUUCUACACACAAGUGACUUAUAGUUCACCAUGUGGACUCAACACGCUCCAGUUGCUUCUUCAGACACGAACAGAUCCGAGCAGGACCGAGACGACCCAGUCAGUCAUGAUUUUUUGUUCCUCCUUGUCGGACGAUUAAACUCUUCUCUACGAUGAUUUUUGUCUUCCUGAAACCAUUUUCCAAAACCAAAACCUGUUCAGUGCCCUGCUCUGGAUGAUGCUCACCUGAGAUGUUUGUUUGUUUGUUGUGGCUCGACCUGCUCUCGUCAGCUGCGACUUGAUAUUGUUGUUUCUGAUUUGUUUUUAUGUGAAGCUCCGCCCACACGUCCUGCUGCUCUCCUAUUCGUCGAGACAGUAUUUCAGUUGAUCAGUGUUUUUUUCCCUAGUGGGAGGGGUGGGAUGAGUCAGGGGGAGGGGCCAUGAAGACAGACCACGCCCACAUGGUCUCUGCCAUAGCAAGUAGGAAGGACACUUAAAUAACAUUGUUAUUAUCAUUAUUAUUGUUCUUAUUAUUACCAUAAAUGACAAAUAAAAUGCAGUAAAACAUUUGCAAAAACCCAGAAGGAGAACGAACGGCUUCACACAAAGUGAUCAAACUAACAGAAACUUUAAAAAAGGAGGUGAUGACGAUUCUAUAAUAGCAAUGAUUUAAAGAAGUACAAAAGGAGUUAUGUUAUCAUAAAUAAUAGUAGUAAUAUUGAAUAUUGAAUGCUCGCAAUUUUGUCAAACUGAAACUGGAUUCUUUGUGUUAUGUAAUUAUUGUAAAUAACUUCAAAGAGAGAAAAAAUGACUUGCAUGUCUAUGUAUAAAUCUACUGAGAUAUCUAUUCCAGUCAAAGUUGACCAGAAGUUCGAUCUCUGUCCUUUUUUGACUUUCCCCUCGAACAUCGCCGGUCCUCGCCGCCACUCCUCGACUCGCCCGUGUCGUCCGUCCUCUUCUUAUCCCGUCGACGUGAUGAGAGACGACGGCAGAGAGAAAGAGAAACAUUCUUCCAGCGUCCUCAUCCGCCAUGAUCAGCUCAGAAGCUGCGUUCACACCAGACGCUGAAUCGCCUCCACGCCAAGAAAUUGUGCGUUUCCUCGCCGUCAGACACAAACCGAGGAACGCCGUCGUUGCUUUUCUUGUCUUGAGAAGUGUGUCAGCAGGUGUGAGCGCAGCCACGACCACACCUCCGUCAUCACCCCAGCUCCAGAGGCUCCGCCCACUGGCUCCUCUGAUGAAAGUGCUUCCCUCCAUAUUAGGAAAAUUAACCCCGCCUCCAGGGCUUUUCAGGCCGCGCCCCCUGACCUAAAGCCCUGUAAGCAGGUUUCCAAACUCUCUCUCUCUGUCUGACUCUAUGUCUCUCGCCCACAGCUAGCUAGCCAAACUACGUACCCAAAUCUUGUUCUCUCCGCCUGCCUGCUUCCCCAGAGAUUAGCCUGCACCCGUCAGAGGACAGACCUUCUGCUUGUUAGUAGCCAGAUCCUGUUCGCUUGCGUUAGCAUUAGCCUCAGGUUGCUAACAGUUUGACUGGCAUAAGCAGCUCAAUUUUGUUUAUCGUGACAAAGAUGUGUCGCAGCGCCGCGCUGCUUAUAUCCGUCAACACAUCCCAACGUUCAGCUUCAGAAGCAAGACGUUGAUUUUAAAGUCUGAACGCUCGGCAGACAUCUUGUCCUCGUCUUCACGUGAGCCCACUGCUGGAAACACAGAAACAUCGGCUUCCUGUUUCCUGAAUACAAGUUUAUCUGACGUGAUCUUUGUCUCCGGAUCAGGAACGCCAGCUUUAAAAUGCUUUGGGAACUUGUUUCUGCGCUCGCUCGGCCCUCCUGACUUACCUCAAAGCUCCACUGCCGUCUUCCUUCUACGUGGCCAUUCCAUCGUUUUGUCCUUGUGUGCGUCCUGCAGCAGGUCGUAGCUUCAGUUUCUCAAAGACGUCGAAGCGCAAAAGAUCAGAUCGAAGCUCUCGUUUCUCUCUGAAAAGGUUUUACCGAAGUUAAACAAAUGAUAUGAGCGUUGUCCGAGCGCAGCCUCGUGCCUUCGACAGGUUUGAGGAAAGCGGUCCCUCCAAGAGUCGCCACCGUAACUCGGCUGUCUCUCGCCUCCCACAGGCCUACCGUAACAAAGUGUGCAAUAUUCUGAGAAAAAAGGGCUUUCCUUCUCAUGCAGAGGCGUUCAGGCCCGGCCGCGACGCUCCCGCCUCCUGCAGGAACUCCACUGACAAAACCCGCCCAUUUCAGACGCCGUGAAUGCCGUCCGGAGCGUCCGACCCAGAGGACGUUAAACAUUAGAGAAGCUGUCUCGGGGGAAACGGCAGACGGGAGGUCAGAGAAGAUAUUUAGAUGUAAACUCUGAGCAGAAGAGGACAGAACUUCGCUCUGCAGACGCAACUUUGACCGGAAAUGCAACUUGUGUCCCGUUUUUUUUGUGUGUGUGUAUGUGUGCGUAGCGUAAUGUAAAAGCGAUCUGUCCCCCCCCCCCCCCCGAUGCCCCUCCCCUCUAAAAGAAACACCCUCCCCCUGCCUCCCCCGCCCUGUCCCCCCCUCCUCCCCCACUCUCGUACUGCUGUUGGCUGUUCUGUUUAGUUCAUGUGACGUGCCAGUAUUCCCCCCCGACUCUCCCCAUCUGCCCCUCAUCUCCCCCCCACUCCCCCCUCUCUCUCUUGCUCUCUCUCCCCUCCUCCUCCCCCCUCUCUCUCUCUCUCUUCAUGGAUCUUUAAGAUGACAACUCUAUGCAGAUGCUGUCUUUUAUAAGUGUGUCAAAAUUUUAAUUUAAAAUAAAAACUUAAAAAAAAACAAACCCUGACAGACAUAUUGAAAUGAUAACAAAAAAUGAAUAAAGAAAAGGAUUGUUCAGUGUAAA